AUGAUGAUGAUUCCAAGCAAAAUAUUCUCUCUACUUCAGUUUUUCACUCUUUUAUAUCUCCUUACAGUUACUUUUGCUUCCGUCGAGGAAGCAACUUCCCUCCUGAAAUGGAAAGCAACUUUCAAGAAUCAGAACAACUCCUUAUUAGCUUCAUGGACACCAAGUUCUAACUCAUGCAGGGAUUGGUAUGGAGUUAUAUGCUUUAACGGUAGGGUAAACAAGUUGAAUAUUUCAAAUACUAGUGUAAUUGGUACACUAGAUGACUUUCCAUUUUCAUCUCUUCCUUUUCUUGAGUAUCUUGAUCUUAGCAUGAACAACUUCUCCGGCAUCAUUCCACCUGAAAUUGGUAAACUCAUUAGUCUUAUCUGUUUUGAUCUAUCAAGUAAUCAGAUUUCAGGCACAGUCCCACCACAAAUCGGCUCACUAGCCAAGCUUCAAAUCCUCCAUAUGUUUGACAACCAUUUAAAUGGUUUCAUUCCUGAAGAAAUAGGUCAUCUAAGGUCUCUUACUAAGCUAGAUUUAAGUUCUAACACUCUUGAUGGUUCUAUUCCAACUUCACUGGGGAAUUUGAACAACUUAUCCCUUUUAAAUCUGUAUGAAAAUCAGCUUUCUGGCUCCAUACCUGAAGAAAUAGGUUACCUAAGGUCUCUUACUCAGAUAGAUUUGGGUACUAACUCUCUUAAUGGUUCUAUUCCGGCUUCAUUGGGGAACUUGAACAACUUGUCCCUUUUGUAUCUGCAUGAAAAUCAGCUUUCUGGCUCCAUACCUGAAGAAAUAGGUUACCUAAGGUCUCUUACUCAGAUAGAUUUGGGUACUAACUCUCUUAAUGGUUCUAUUCCGGCUUCAUUGGGGAACUUGAACAACUUGUCCCUUUUGUAUCUGCAUGAAAAUCAGCUUUCUGGCUCCAUACCUGAAGAAAUAGGUAACCUAAGGUCACUUACUAAACUAGUUUUGUACAAGAACUCACUUAAUGGUUCUAUUCCUGCUUCAUUGGGAAAUUUGAACAAUUUGUCCCUUUUGUAUAUUAAUGAAAAUCAGCUUUCUGGCUCCAUUCCUGAAGAAAUAGGUUACCUAAGGUCUCUUACUCAAAUAUAUUUGGGCACUAACUCUCUUAAUGGUUCUAUUCCGCCUUCAUUGGGGAACUUGAACAGCUUGACUAUUUUGUCUCUGCAUGAAAAUCAGCUUUCUGGCUCUAUUCCUAAAGAAAUAGCUUCAUUUGGGAACUUGAACAACUUGUCCCUUUUGUAUAUCAAUAAUAAUCACCUUUUUGGUUCCAUUCCUGAAGAAAUAGGUUACCUAAGGUCUCUUACUCAGAUAGAUUUGGGUACUAACUCUCUUAAUGGUUUUAUUCCGGCUUCAUUGGGGAACUUGAACAAUUUGUCCCUUUUGUAUCUGCAUGAAAAUCAGCUUUCUGGCUCCAUACCUGAAGAAAUAGGUAACCUAAGGUCACUUACUAAACUAGUUUUGUACAAGAACUCACUUAAUGGUUCUAUUCCUGCUUCAUUGGGAAAUUUGAACAAUUUGACCCUUUUGUAUAUUAAUGAAAAUCAGCUUUCUGGCUCCAUUCCUGAAGAAAUAGGUUACCUAAGGUCUCUUACUAAGCUGGAUUUGAGUUCUAACUCUCUUAAUGGUUCUAUUCCUUCUUCAUUGGGGAAUUUGAAAAACCUGUCUAUUAUGUAUCUUCCUCGUAAUCACCUUUCUGGGUCCAUUCCUGAAGAAAUCGGUUAUCUAAGGUCUCUUACUGAGCUACAUUUGGGCAUGAACUCUCUUAAUGGUUCUAUUCCAGCUUCAUUUGGGAAUUUGAACAACUUGUCCCUUUUGUAUAUCAAUAAUAAUCACCUUUCUGGUUCCAUUCCUGAAGAAAUAGGUUACCUAAGGUCUCUUACUCAGAUAGAUUUGGGUACUAACUCUCUUAAUGGUUCUAUUCCGGCUUCAUUGGGGAACUUGAACAACUUGUCCCUUUUGUAUCUGCAUGAAAAUCAGCUUUCUGGCUCCAUACCUGAAGAAAUAGGUAACCUAAGGUCACUUACUAAACUAGUUUUGUACAAGAACUCACUUAAUGGUUCUAUUCCUGCUUCAUUGGGAAAUUUGAACAAUUUGUCCCUUUUGUAUAUUAAUGAAAAUCAGCUUUCUGGCUCCAUUCCUGAAGAAAUAGGUUACCUAAGGUCUCUUACUCAAAUAUAUUUGGGCACUAACUCUCUUAAUGGUACUAUUCCGCCUUCAUUGGGGAACUUGAACAGCUUGACUACUUUGUCUCUGCAUGAAAAUCAGCUUUCUGGCUCCAUUCCUGAAGAAAUAGGUUACCUAAGGUCUCUUACUAAGCUGGAUUUCAGUUCUAACUCUCUUAAUGGUUCUAUUCCUUCUUCAUUGGGGAAUUUGAAAAACCUUUCUAUUAUGUAUCUUCCUCGUAAUCACCUUUCUGGGUCCAUUCCUGAAGAAAUCGGUUACCUAAGGUCACUUACUAAACUAGUUUUGUACAAGAACUCACUUAAUGGUUCUAUUCCUGCUUCAUUGGGAAAUUUGAACAAUUUGACCCUUUUGUAUAUUAAUGAAAAUCAGCUUUCUGGCUCCAUUCCUGAAGAAAUAGGUUACCUAAGGUCUCUUACUAAGCUGGAUUUGAGUUCUAACUCUCUUAAUGGUUCUAUUCCUUCUUCAUUGGGGAAUUUGAAAAACCUUUCUAUUAUGUAUCUUCCUCGUAAUCACCUUUCUGGGUCCAUUCCUGAAGAAAUCGGUUAUCUAAGGUCUCUUACUGAGCUACAUUUGGGCAUGAACUCUCUUAAUGGUUCUAUUCCAGCUUCAUUUGGGAAUUUGAACAACUUGUCCCUUUUGUAUAUCAAUAAUAAUCACCUUUCUGGUUCCAUUCCUGAAGAAAUAGGUUACCUAAGGUCUCUUACUCAGAUAGAUUUGGGUACUAACUCUCUUAAUGGUUCUAUUCCGGCUUCAUUGGGGAACUUGAACAACUUGUCCCUUUUGUAUCUGCAUGAAAAUCAGCUUUCUGGCUCCAUACCUGAAGAAAUAGGUUACCUAAGGUCUCUUACUCAAAUAUAUUUGGGCACUAACUCUCUUAAUGGUUCUAUUCCGCCUUCAUUGGGGAACUUGAACAGCUUGACUAUUUUGUCUCUGCAUGAAAAUCAGCUUGCUGGCUCCACACCUGAAGAAAUAGGUUACAUGAGGUCUCUUACUAAGCUGGAUUUGAGUUCUAACUCUCUUAAUGGUUCUAUUCCUUCUUCAUUGGGGAAUUUGAAAAACCUUUCUAUUAUGUAUCUUCCUCGUAAUCACCUUUCUGGGUCCAUUCCUGAAGAAAUCGGUUAUCUAAGGUCUCUUACUGAGCUACAUUUGGGCAUGAACUCUCUUAAUGGUUCUAUUCCAGCUUCAUUUGGGAAUUUGAACAACUUGUCCCUUUUGUAUAUCAAUAAUAAUCACCUUUCUGGUUCCAUUCCUGAAGAAAUAGGUUACCUAAGGUCUCUUACUCAGAUAGAUUUGGGUACUAACUCUCUUAAUGGUUCUAUUCCGGCUUCAUUGGGGAACUUGAACAACUUGUCCCUUUUGUAUCUGCAUGAAAAUCAGCUUUCUGGCUCCAUACCUGAAGAAAUAGGUAACCUAAGGUCACUUACUAAACUAGUUUUGUACAAGAACUCACUUAAUGGUUCUAUUCCUGCUUCAUUGGGAAAUUUGAACAAUUUGUCCCUUUUGUAUAUUAAUGAAAAUCAGCUUUCUGGCUCCAUUCCUGAAGAAAUAUGUUACCUAAGGUCACUUACUAAACUAGUUUUGUACAAGAACUCACUUAAUGGUUCUAUUCCUGCUUCAUUGGGAAAUUUGAACAAUUUGACCCUUUUGUAUAUUAAUGAAAAUCAGCUUUCUGGCUCCAUUCCUGAAGAAAUAGGUUACCUAAGGUCUCUUACUCAAAUAUAUUUGGGCACUAACUCUCUUAAUGGUUCUAUUCCGCCUUCAUUGGGGAACUUGAACAGCUUGACUAUUUUGUCUCUGCAUGAAAAUCAGCUUGCUGGCUCCACACCUGAAGAAAUAGGUUACAUGAGGUCUCUUACUAAGCUGGAUUUGAGUUCUAACUCUCGUAAUGGUUCUAUUCCUUCUUCAUUGGGGAAUUUGAAAAACCUUUCUAUUAUGUAUCUUCCUCGUAAUCACCUUUCUGGGUCCAUUCCUGAAGAAAUCGGUUAUCUAAGGUCUCUUACUGAGCUACAUUUGGGCAUGAACUCUCUUAAUGGUUCUAUUCCAGCUUCAUUUGGGAAUUUGAACAACUUGUCCCUUUUGUAUAUCAAUAAUAAUCACCUUUCUGGUUCCAUUCCUGAAGAAAUAGGUUACCUAAGGUCUCUUACUCAGAUAGAUUUGGGUACUAACUCUCUUAAUGGUUCUAUUCCGGCUUCAUUGGGGAACUUGAACAACUUGUCCCUUUUGUAUCUGCAUGAAAAUCAGCUUUCUGGCUCCAUACCUGAAGAAAUAGGUAACCUAAGGUCACUUACUAAACUAGUUUUGUACAAGAACUCACUUAAUGGUUCUAUUCCUGCUUCAUUGGGAAAUUUGAACAAUUUGUCCCUUUUGUAUAUUAAUGAAAAUCAGCUUUCUGGCUCCAUUCCUGAAGAAAUAGGUUACCUAAGGUCUCUUACUCAAAUAUAUUUGGGCACUAACUCUCUUAAUGGUUCUAUUCCGCCUUCAUUGGGGAACUUGAACAGCUUGACUACUUUGUCUCUGCAUGAAAAUCAGCUUUCUGGCUCCAUUCCUGAAGAAAUAGGUUACCUAAGGUCUCUUACUCAAAUAUAUUUGGGCACUAACUCUCUUAAUGGUUCUAUUCCGCCUUCAUUGGGGAACUUGAACAGCUUGACUAUUUUGUCUCUGCAUGAAAAUCAGCUUGCUGGCUCCACACCUGAAGAAAUAGGUUACAUGAGGUCUCUUACUAAGCUGGAUUUGAGUUCUAACUCUCGUAAUGGUUCUAUUCCUUCUUCAUUGGGGAAUUUGAAAAACCUUUCUAUUAUGUAUCUUCCUCGUAAUCACCUUUCUGGGUCCAUUCCUGAAGAAAUCGGUUAUCUAAGGUCUCUUACUGAGCUACAUUUGGGCAUGAACUCUCUUAAUGGUUCUAUUCCAUCUUCAUUUGGGAAUUUGAACAACUUGUCCCUUUUGUAUAUCAAUAAUAAUCACCUUUCUGGUUCCAUUCCUGAAGAAAUAGGUUACCUAAGGUCUCUUACUCAGAUAGAUUUGGGUACUAACUCUCUUAAUGGUUCUAUUCCGGCUUCAUUGGGGAACUUGAACAACUUGUCCCUUUUGUAUCUGCAUGAAAAUCAGCUUUCUGGCUCCAUACCUGAAGAAAUAGGUAACCUAAGGUCACUUACUAAACUAGUUUUGUACAAGAACUCACUUAAUGGUUCUAUUCCUGCUUCAUUGGGAAAUUUGAACAAUUUGUCCCUUUUGUAUAUUAAUGAAAAUCAGCUUUCUGGCUCCAUUCCUGAAGAAAUAGGUUACCUAAGGUCUCUUACUCAAAUAUAUUUGGGCACUAACUCUCUUAAUGGUUCUAUUCCGCCUUCAUUGGGGAACUUGAACAGCUUGACUACUUUGUCUCUGCAUGAAAAUCAGCUUUCUGGCUCCAUUCCUGAAGAAAUAGGUUACCUAAGGUCUCUUACUCAAAUAUAUUUGGGCACUAACUCUCUUAAUGGUUCUAUUCCGCCUUCAUUGGGGAACUUGAACAGCUUGACUAUUUUGUCUCUGCAUGAAAAUCAGCUUGCUGGCUCCACACCUGAAGAAAUAGGUUACAUGAGGUCUCUUACUAAGCUGGAUUUGAGUUCUAACUCUCGUAAUGGUUCUAUUCCUUCUUCAUUGGGGAAUUUGAAAAACCUUUCUAUUAUGUAUCUUCCUCGUAAUCACCUUUCUGGGUCCAUUCCUGAAGAAAUCGGUUAUCUAAGGUCUCUUACUGAGCUACAUUUGGGCAUGAACUCUCUUAAUGGUUCUAUUCCAGCUUCAUUUGGGAAUUUGAACAACUUGUCCCUUUUGUAUAUCAAUAAUAAUCACCUUUCUGGUUCCAUUCCUGAAGAAAUAGGUUACCUAAGGUCUCUUACUCAGAUAGAUUUGGGUACUAACUCUCUUAAUGGUUCUAUUCCGGCUUCAUUGGGGAACUUGAACAACUUGUCCCUUUUGUAUCUGCAUGAAAAUCAGCUUUCUGGCUCCAUACCUGAAGAAAUAGGUAACCUAAGGUCACUUACUAAACUAGUUUUGUACAAGAACUCACUUAAUGGUUCUAUUCCUGCUUCAUUGGGAAAUUUGAACAAUUUGUCCCUUUUGUAUAUUAAUGAAAAUCAGCUUUCUGGCUCCAUUCCUGAAGAAAUAGGUUACCUAAGGUCUCUUACUCAAAUAUAUUUGGGCACUAACUCUCUUAAUGGUUCUAUUCCGCCUUCAUUGGGGAACUUGAACAGCUUGACUACUUUGUCUCUGCAUGAAAAUCAGCUUUCUGGCUCCAUUCCUGAAGAAAUAGGUUACCUAAGGUCUCUUACUCAAAUAUAUUUGGGCACUAACUCUCUUAAUGGUUCUAUUCCGCCUUCAUUGGGGAACUUGAACAGCUUGACUAUUUUGUCUCUGCAUGAAAAUCAGCUUGCUGGCUCCACACCUGAAGAAAUAGGUUACAUGAGGUCUCUUACUAAGCUGGAUUUGAGUUCUAACUCUCGUAAUGGUUCUAUUCCUUCUUCAUUGGGGAAUUUGAAAAACCUUUCUAUUAUGUAUCUUCCUCGUAAUCACCUUUCUGGGUCCAUUCCUGAAGAAAUCGGUUAUCUAAGGUCUCUUACUGAGCUACAUUUGGGCAUGAACUCUCUUAAUGGUUCUAUUCCAUCUUCAUUUGGGAAUUUGAACAACUUGUCCCUUUUGUAUAUCAAUAAUAAUCACCUUUCUGGUUCCAUUCCUGAAGAAAUAGGUUACCUAAGGUCUCUUACUCAGAUAGAUUUGGGUACUAACUCUCUUAAUGGUUCUAUUCCGGCUUCAUUGGGGAACUUGAACAACUUGUCCCUUUUGUAUCUGCAUGAAAAUCAGCUUUCUGGCUCCAUACCUGAAGAAAUAGGUAACCUAAGGUCACUUACUAAACUAGUUUUGUACAAGAACUCACUUAAUGGUUCUAUUCCUGCUUCAUUGGGAAAUUUGAACAAUUUGUCCCUUUUGUAUAUUAAUGAAAAUCAGCUUUCUGGCUCCAUUCCUGAAGAAAUAGGUUACCUAAGGUCUCUUACUCAAAUAUAUUUGGGCACUAACUCUCUUAAUGGUUCUAUUCCGCCUUCAUUGGGGAACUUGAACAGCUUGACUACUUUGUCUCUGCAUGAAAAUCAGCUUUCUGGCUCCACACCUGAAGAAAUAGGUUACCUAAGGUCUCUUACUCAAAUAUAUUUGGGCACUAACUCUCUUAAUGGUUCUAUUCCGCCUUCAUUGGGGAACUUGAACAGCUUGACUAUUUUGUCUCUGCAUGAAAAUCAGCUUGCUGGCUCCACACCUGAAGAAAUAGGUUACAUGAGGUCUCUUACUAAGCUGGAUUUGAGUUCUAACUCUCGUAAUGGUUCUAUUCCUUCUUCAUUGGGGAAUUUGAAAAACCUUUCUAUUAUGUAUCUUCCUCGUAAUCACCUUUCUGGGUCCAUUCCUGAAGAAAUCGGUUAUCUAAGGUCUCUUACUGAGCUACAUUUGGGCAUGAACUCUCUUAAUGGUUCUAUUCCAUCUUCAUUUGGGAAUUUGAACAACUUGUCCCUUUUGUAUAUCAAUAAUAAUCACCUUUCUGGUUCCAUUCCUGAAGAAAUAGGUUACCUAAGGUCUCUUACUCAGAUAGAUUUGGGUACUAACUCUCUUAAUGGUUCUAUUCCGGCUUCAUUGGGGAACUUGAACAACUUGUCCCUUUUGUAUCUGCAUGAAAAUCAGCUUUCUGGCUCCAUACCUGAAGAAAUAGGUAACCUAAGGUCACUUACUAAACUAGUUUUGUACAAGAACUCACUUAAUGGUUCUAUUCCUGCUUCAUUGGGAAAUUUGAACAAUUUGUCCCUUUUGUAUAUUAAUGAAAAUCAGCUUUCUGGCUCCAUUCCUGAAGAAAUAGGUUACCUAAGGUCUCUUACUCAAAUAUAUUUGGGCACUAACUCUCUUAAUGGCUCUAUUCCGCCUUCAUUGGGGAACUUGAACAGCUUGACUAUUUUGUCUCUGCAUGAAAAUCAGCUUGCUGGCUCCACACCUGAAGAAAUAGGUUACAUGAGGUCUCUUACUAAGCUGGAUUUGAGUUCUAACUCUCUUAAUGGUUCUAUUCCUUCUUCAUUGGGGAAUUUGAAAAACCUUUCUAUUAUGUAUCUUCCUCGUAAUCACCUUUCUGGGUCCAUUUCUGAAGAAAUCGGUUAUCUAAGGUCUCUUACCGAGCUACAUUUGGGCAUGAACUCUCUUAAUGGUUCUAUUCCAGCUUCAUUUGGGAAUUUGAACAACUUGUCCCUUUUGUAUAUCAAUAAUAAUCACCUUUCUGGUUCCAUUCCUGAAGAAAUCGGUUAUCUAAGGUCUCUUACUGAGCUACAUUUGGGCAUGAACUCUCUUAAUGGUUCUAUUCCAGCUUCAUUUGGGAAUUUGAACAACUUGUCUAUUUUGCAUUUAUAUGAGAAUCAACUUUCUGGCACCAUUCCUGCAGAAAUAGGUUACCUAAGGUCUCUGACUGAGCUAGAUUUGAGUACUAACUCUCUUAAUGGUUCUAUUCCCGCUUCAUUUGGCAGUAUGAGAAAUUUGCAAUGUUUGCUUCUCAAUGCUAACAAUCUCACUGAGGAGAUUCCUUCAUCUAUGUGCAAUUUCACAUCACUGAAUUUGUUGAAUCUGAGGAGAAACAACUUGAAAGGAGAAAUUCUGCCAUGUUUUGGUAAUAUCAGUCCCCUCCAGUUUGUGAUGAUGUCACAUAAUAAUCUCAGCGGAGAGCUCCCUUCGUCUAUUUGCAAUUUAAAAUCACUACAAAUUCUAGAUUUGGGUAGAAACAGUCUAAAGGGAGCAAUUCCGCAAUGUUUUGGCAACAUGAGUGGUCAUCUUGAGGUUCUGGAUAUGCAACACAACAAUCUUUCUGGAACUCUUCCAACGACUUUUAGAGCUGGAACAUUUAGAAGCUUCAACUUGCAUGGCAAUAAAAUAAAGGGGAAAAUUCCCCAAUCUUUGGUCAAUUGCAAAGAAAUGCAAGUUCUUGAUUUAGGAGAUAAUCAGCUCAAGGACACAUUCCCGAUGUGGUUGGGAACUCUUCCUAAGUUGAGAGUUUUAAGCUUGAGAUCGAAUAAGCUGCAUGGACCAAUUAGAACUUUAAGAAGUGAAAACAUUUUUCUUGAGCUUCGAAUGUUGGAUAUCUCUUCCAAUGCCUUCACGGAAAACUUACCGAUGAGUCUGUUUCAACAUUUAAAAGCCAUGAGGACAAUUGAUCAAACGAUGAAUGCACCAAGUGAUGAAGGAGAUGAAUAUUACCAAGACUCGGUAGCUGUCGUAACAAAGGGAUUGGAGCUUCAAGUUGUGAGAAUCUUGUUUUUGUACACCACUAUCGAUUUUUCAAACAAUAAGUUUGAAGGACAUAUUCCAAGUAUUAUGGGAGAUCUCAUUGCACUUCGCAUGCUAAAUAUAUCUCAUAAUGGAUUGCAAGGUCAUAUACCGCCAUCACUUGGAAGAUUAACUUUGGUUGAAUCACUGGAUCUGUCAAGUAACCACCUUGUAGGAGAGAUACCAGCACAAUUUGCUUCUCUAACUUCUCUUGCAGUCUUAGAUCUCUCCUACAAUCAUCUCGAAGGGUGCAUUCCUCAAGGAAAUCAAUUUCAUACCUUUGACAACAAUUCAUAUGUAGGUAAUGAUGGAUUACGUGGAUUUCCACUUUCAAAAGGCUGUGGUAGUGAUGGUAAUGAUUCAGAAUCAGAGAAAACUGAUACCGGAUCUGAGCUUGAUGAAGAAAGCAACUCUGAAUUUCUGAAUGAUUUUUGGAAAGCUGCUCUUAUGGGCUAUGGAAGUGGACUUUGUAUUGGAUUAUCCAUUAUAUAUAUCAUGAUCUCAACUGGAAAACCGAUAUGGCUUGCAAGAAUCAUUGUGGAGCUGGAGCAUAAAAUUAUGAUGGGAAGAAGAAAGAAACAGCGAAAGCAAAGGAAUUACAGAAGAAGCAAAUAA
This is a messenger RNA of Solanum verrucosum, 10119 nucleotides long. RefSeq lists its product as uncharacterized. Bases 1 to 10119 code for a protein of 3372 amino acids. The record is from RefSeq and is a predicted model, not a curated record. The transcript is spliced from 9 exons. NCBI's taxonomy places the organism in Eukaryota, Viridiplantae, Streptophyta, Magnoliopsida, Solanales, Solanaceae. Gene Ontology annotation, molecular function: protein binding.